UACUGAUUAUCACUAUUUGCAGUAGCUUCAUUGCACACUGAAAGGGGACGAAACAACAUUCCCGAGGUUGAAACAGUUACUUUUGGAAAAGUUAGCAGGCCUCAUUAUUGAAUUUCUCGUUUGUAUUAUAAAAAACCACCUAUAAUUGUCUAAUUUCUAAAGAACCAUUGACGUCAUGGCAAGUACCAUAGUAAACAAGAUCAACCAGGAAAACACUCACUUAACGAAAGGGCGACUUCACAACGGUGCUCUCUGGUAGAGCUUUAGUGAGGUAAAUGGCGGACUGCUGGUCAGUUUUGCUGCCUCACUGACCUGAAAGCAUAAAACAACUCAAGAGCAAGACUAGGCCUUCAAGAACUAUAUCGACAAGAGAACAAACGCUGGGCCUUCAAAGAAUUAUAGCAGACUAACUGCAUAGCUGGCCUAUGCAGACUACAUUUUUGCUGUAUCUAAUUGCGCAUAUUCAAUGGUUUUGUCAACUGUAUGUUGGUGUGAAUAUUCUGUUGGUUGAAUUGCAAUAUUGAACAAACGAAACAAUGCAUCAUUCAAAUAAUUCCAAAGCAAAAUGCAACAAAUCAGGGGAUGGCAUUAGUGAUGCUGUGUUGGCAGUUGGUGUAAUCUUUCUCAGCCUCGUCCUCUUUCUCCUCAUAAAAUUCUUGUGCAGAAUUUUAUGCCAUCGGAAGUUGACUGUAAGAUGUGUUAAAAUCAGACAGACAGAGGAUGUUGAAUCUAGAAUUGUUGAGCAGCAAUCUGCAGGCAUCAGCACAAUUAGUGGACAUUUGCAUCAAGGCCCUAUUCUGACAUCAAACAUGGUAGUUCCUUAUACAAAUGCAGUUGUUGAUAACCCAGUUUACAUUGAAGAUGUUGAAAUAGGUAGUCCUGUCAUAGCAUCAGACAGCAAUUUUGUAUUCUCCACACCACCACGCCGUCACGAUUUUCAACUUGAUGAGUUUGAACAUGACAUGAGCAUUAGCAAGACAAUUACGAUUGAGUCAAAACUUGUUGUGUACAUUUGCCGUAUGAUCGGAUCUCAGGGAGGCCUAUUGGAGCUCGACCAGAUGGGAAUAUCACUCUUCAUACCACCAGGUGCCAUCCCAGAGGGCGUUGAAGAGAGAAUUUUCUUAAUUCUGGAUUGGGAUCUGACAGAUUUUCCGUUAAUGACAGACUUGCAAACAAUCAUCAGCCCUGUUGUUCACUGUGGUCCACACGGACUCAUACUUAACAAACCGGCAGUGUUGAAGUUUAAACACUGUGCAUAUGAUAGGAAUGAUAUUGAGGUCUUCUCAAGUGAAACAAAUUUAAUGUAUGACAAAGCAUGGAUGAAAAUAAGCGAACGCGAGAAUGGAGAGAAGCCAUACAUUCUUACUCCAACCGAAUGCCAAAUACACAUAACGCAUUUCACGCUUUAUACAAGCAUAGCUGAAGGUCAUGAUACAAGAAAAUGGUUACAGAUUGUGGCAUUCGCUGGACCAAUGAGGGUCGGAUGUCAUUUCCAGGUACGUUUAUACUUCCUCAACAAUACACCUUGCGCACUACAGUUUGCAAAGCAAAAUGAAGCAAAACAAAACUUCUACCAAAUUUGUCCUGAGCAAGUGUUUUUGUUCCAUGGCAACGAGCAAGAUAUGCUUAUUCGUUUGGAUUAUAAAAGUGAAGGGUGGUCAUGCUCGAAUGAUCAGACAGAACGCAUUUCAUAUCUAAGCAUAUGGCAUGGGAAAUGCCCACAUUUGUCGUUUAUUUUCAAGCAUGAAAAUAUAAGCGUGCAAGACAUUAGUUUUUGCUUGAAGACUUUUCAAAAAGGACGCGAGGAUGACUUUCUCAAUUUCAAAAUCUUGCAUUCUCUUCCGCCACCAAGUGUUAAUAAUGACUCAGCACUGAAACCUUGUAAUCACAUUGGUCUAAAAACAAAUCCCGUAUUGAACAUAGAGAAUGAUCAUGGUUACUGUUCCCAAGGAAACAGUCCCAAAGUCAAUAAACAUUACCGGAAGGACUCUGAACACUCUACCACAAACAUUUACAUUAAUUCCAGCUCCAUGGAUAACAUCAACAUUGCAAGCCCGUGUACAUUUGAAGUUAUCCCGCACCAGUUACAGAUGGACUUGGUCAUGCUUCUCGACCCUCCAUCUCUUCUAGGUAAAGAUUGGCGUAUUGUUGCAAGUGCGCUUGAUUUGGACGCCACCAUCCCACUCUUAAAAAACCAACCAAGCCCAACUACGCAUCUCCUGCAAAGCUUGGUGCAACAGGACAAGACGAUGGAUUGGUUGGCAGAGAUUUUGUUGAAGAAUGAUCGGUUGGACGCCGCCAAUGUCAUAAUGAAGGUUUGCAAGCAACAGCAAGAAUUAGAAAAAUGUGAAUGAAGUAAUUAUUAAAAAUUAAUAUUAAUUAUUAUUAAUUAGACAGCAGCUGAUAAUGGUAUUGUUUUCAAGAAAUAAUUUUAUAAAUUAAAAUAUUGGUUGUAAAAUAGAACUACUGUCAUAUAAUUUAUUGAAAAAUGUUACUUGCUUGACAAGUUUAUCUUACAAAAUGGAGGUUUGGGAAGACAAUUCUUGAUAUAAAAAAAAUAAUGUAGAGGUCUCACCACAAGAGAUGCAGCAUUGGUCAAAUCACUGAGAUAUUCACCAAAAUAGGUCAAAGGCUAAAUUUUUACAAAAUUUAGAUUUUAAUGUUUUUGAAUAAAUUGAUACUUAUAUUUUAUGACUAUAUACUCUUUAAGUGAAUUUUCUUACUAAAACAAUGUUUUCUGCACAUAUUCUGCCUACUUAGAGGUUUGUACAACUUUAUCUUUGAGGCCGAUUUUCUCAAAACUGGUUCUCAUACACCUAAACUUUAAAUGCUCACAUCUGUGGAUGUACUUAUCCUAGGGAAGCCAUUCAAAAACCAAAUUAAAGCUUAUACUGUAAUGUUAUCUACCCAAAUACAAUAUAAACUCAAUUUUUUAUUUUCUAACCAUGAGACUCAUUUUGUGGGAGACCUCACAUAUGUUUGUAAAUUAAAAUUGAUAUAAAACAUAGGUGCACACACCAAUGCUUAUGGCGGUGCCAGCAGCAGCCACAGAUAUCCCUGUUAGACAGGACAAGCCUCCCUGUUAACCAUGAAUUUCAGAACGAAAUAGAAUUGUUUUUUUAAUAAACGGUAAAAUGCUUCAGAACAGCUUAAAAUGGUCCAAGAUUUGCAAACUUUUGAGGCACCAGGGGAUUUCACUCAUGAGCCCCCCUGCUUCCCUGUAGUCCAGCCUGGUCUUCAUCAAAGAUGGCCACACCCCAUAUUGGAAAGCUUAGUCCCAGCCCUAUACAGCAAACUGUUUAAUAAUCUGAGCCAAUUCAUUGGAACAGGUAUAAGUUUACUCAUAUUGAAUAAAAUAAUUUUUUUUUUCAAUUCUGUGAAUGAUUUCGUUAUAUUGUAUACCACUAUUAAAAACUGCCAAAAUAUGUAUACUGGGUAAUAAAUACAUUUAAAAAAUAAAGUAUUAGACAAGCUGCCAAAAUUUAUUCAUUUAGUGUUGAGAUAGAUGUUUAUUGAUGUAGAUGGCUUUUAGAUUAUAAAGGGUGUAGACAGACACAGGGGCAUGGUCACCAUUCCUAGGUUUAAAAUAUAUGUGCACUUAUGCACGGUCAGUAACAAUAGUAUACAUACAUGGUGUUUUACAUGGUACCAUAUGUCAUGCAUACCCAGAGCAGACCUACCAAGGUUAUGUAAAAAAAAAGGCUGCCAAAAUUUAUUGAUUUAGUGUUGAGAUAGAUGUUUAUUGAUGUAGAUGGCUUUUAGAUUACAAAGGGGGUAGACAGACACAGGGGCAUGGUCACCAUUCCUAAGUUUAAAAUGUUAUAAAUAUAUAUGCUUAUGCACGGUCACGUAACAAUAGUAUUCAUGGUGUUUUACAUGGUACCAUAUGUCAUGCAUACCCAGAGCAGACCUACCAAGGUUAUGUAAAAAUAAUGUGCGACAUUAGGACAGAAAAAGUUUAAAAAACAUGUUAGCCCCUAGAUGGCUGUAAAUGCAUAUUUGAACACUGAAUAGGUGGUAGGGGACAUUAGAGCAAUGAACAAAUGACCAUUUUAAAGUCAAGUCCAGACUAUCAAAUUUGCUAGAUGCGCGACAAGCCUAAACAUGUGACGUGCCUAAAUAUCAUGUCAUGACCAUAUAUAGGCACAUCUUUACUAUUAUGUGGCCAUACAGCAAUUUUCUUUCAAAGAAAAUUUGAUAGAGUAGACAAAGCUUUAGGCAAUCUAUUUCACUUGAGUACAAUUUAGUUUGUGAAAUACAAAGAAUAUUCCAGUUGCUUCCUUUGCAUGAGCCUAUGCAGUGAAGAAUGCACAACUUUUAAUAAAGUAUAUUUUACAAAUGCUGGUGGAAUUAUAUUUAGUGUGAUUUUCACACUGAAUGCGGGAAACUUGGCAGGUCCUCCCAAUGCUGGAUUUGCCGGGAACAUUUGCCAGAAUACAAGGCCCUGACCAGAGUCAGAAUUGUUUAAAUGAACGCACAUUUUAUGCGAAAAACAUUCAAUUUUAGUCAUUUAAAAUAUUGACUAAUUAUAUUUAUCAUAUUCAUCAUAUUUAUUGUACUGAAACAACUAAAUUGCAAUCGUUUAAAUGCUGAUAUUGAGCUGGAAAGGUUAAUAUUUCUAGCCCUAUUAUAAAAAAAACUGAAUAUACAGUCUUCAAUCUCACUCUUUAGGUGGUAACUGGGGGAUUUUGCCAGUUUCUGCCCUGCAGCUGAAAGUGGGAGAGAAACUAUUCCCAAUCUUAUUACAAAAGCCAAUUUAUCAACACCAGAAAUAACUUCCUUGCUGGGAGAACACUGGUAACUCAUGAAUAAUGUAAAGCCAAUUGUAUGUAAAAAAAAUGAACAUACAGAAGUAUGAAAUUACUAGAAAGUGUUACAAAAUAGAAUUUAUAUGUUUAAUAUAUCUUCAUCAUUUCCAUUUUUUGGGCAGAUGAAACCAUUUGGUGAUAGAAACUUGCUUCUCCUUCAUCUGAUCCCCUCUGUAUUUUGAUCAGGAAAUCACACAAAUCAGAAAUGAUGUUGUUGGUCUAUGAGUGAGAUACCUGGAUGAACUGAUAUAAGCUAGAUUUCUAAUGGGACUUAUACCCACGUAAAAUAUUGGAAUUAUCUAACAUAGGCAUCUAUAAUGCAAAUACUAUGCAACAAGCCUCAAAAUGUCUUUCACAAUACUCGCUCGCGACAAAAGGAAUUUCAGGCUUGUUUUUAUAUAGCAUUGAUGGGUUAGACAAUUCCAUUAUUUUUCGCGGGUAAGUUAUGUUAGGAAUCUGGCUAAUAUUGGUUCAUCCAGGUAAGUAUUCACGAAAUAGACAAAUAUAUUAUUUUUAUAACUUGCAAGGAAUUUGUGUUGUAUCUUAAGUUUACUAUUGUGAACGAUAUUGUUUAAAUUUUGAAACGUGUGUGAAAAUCCAUGUAUGCAAUGCAUACGUUAUACGAUAAGUAAAAUUCAAUCAGUUAAAAUGUAUAUGUAAAUAAAAACCGUCCCCUUGAAAAAGGGAAUUAUACACAGAAUACUGCUGGCAGACUUGUAAUUUAAUGUAUUAAAUAUUAUAAUCUAGAUGUUACCACUAAUAGAGUUGCCUUGUAUUACGUAACAUAGCAUAUUCUAGAUGCAAUGGCAAUAGUAAACAUGGAAUUAUUCAGAUUGUGAAUUAGAGCCAAUUUAUUGAUUUAAACAGGAAAUAUAAUUUCAUAAACAGGCAAAUACAAUGAACAUUAUAAGUGGGAUAUAAUAUAUUGUAAACAUUAUUCACCGAAGGAAGGAAACUGUAAAGAACAAUGAAUGUUUUGUUUGGUUCAGUAGGUCCAAGAGACGUAAUUAUUCAUAAACUUUUGAUUAAGCAAUCAUAACAACAACAAAUAUUAUAACCUGAUAUGAAUGUUUAGAGUAUUGCAACAUGUAAGUUUUCGAAUAAAGGGAAAUUAUAACUACUGUA
Messenger RNA from Anneissia japonica, 5933 nucleotides. Its product is annotated as netrin receptor UNC5B-like. Gene Ontology annotation, cellular component: membrane. The record is from RefSeq and is a predicted model, not a curated record. Gene Ontology annotation, molecular function: protein binding; netrin receptor activity. Gene Ontology annotation, biological process: netrin-activated signaling pathway. The transcript is spliced from 2 exons. NCBI's taxonomy places the organism in Eukaryota, Metazoa, Echinodermata, Crinoidea, Comatulida, Comatulidae. Bases 537 to 2354 code for a protein of 605 amino acids.